AUGGACAAUAACAACCUAGCUACCACCCUGAGCAAUGAUCCUGCCGUUAACGCACCUAAUAUCGCGACAUUGGGCAGCGGCAAGGGCAAGACUACGCAGGGUUUUGAUGAGAUGGAUGUGAGCAUGGGCGAAAAUGAAAGCGAUGAGAGUGAAAAUGAAGACAUUAUGGAAGAAGAAGAUGAGGAUGACAAAGAUAAUCUCGAGCCAAUCUCUGACAAAAACAUCAUUACUGGAGGGCGAAGGACACGUGGAAAGGUCAUCGACUUUAAGGACGCCGCGGAAAAGCUUCAGGAUGAUGAGGGUGAGGAUGAUGAAGAUGAUGAAGACUUUGAACCUGAAAUCAAGAACGACAACAUGCGAGACUAA
Messenger RNA from Aspergillus pseudotamarii, 366 nucleotides. RefSeq names its product histone H2A.Z-specific chaperone CHZ1. The transcript is spliced from 3 exons. The record is from RefSeq and is a predicted model, not a curated record. NCBI's taxonomy places the organism in Eukaryota, Fungi, Ascomycota, Eurotiomycetes, Eurotiales, Aspergillaceae. Bases 1 to 366 code for a protein of 121 amino acids.